AUGCUCUGUGCCACAGUUGUUUCUGUGGACAAAUUUUUAUACAAACGGCCCAUGCCAGACUACGAGUUCACUGCGGCUCGUCUCCAGAGGGGUGUCCUGCGGGUGAUCAUUUCAAUAGCCGGGAUUGGUGGAUAUACACUGUGGGUAACAUUAGGCCAGACGUAUUUUGACAUGCUGAUAUUAAGUUACUUUGUGAACCUAGUUAGAAACACUGUCACUUUACAAUUUUAUAACCUAAACAUUGCCCUGAGGAGAAGAUUCCGAAAGCUGAAUCAAUAUUUACUUCAAAUAUUUAGUAUAAAUGCAGAAGACGAAUUUCCUCAGACACUGUCAUUCAGGCUGAAUUGUCCAUCUCGUUACAAUGUAACACAGAAUAGGGAGGAAUGUUUCUUGGCCAGUGACACAGAAUAUUUGAGUGUUAAUAGGCAAAUCAGCAGUAUAGAUGCAGCACAGCACAGUGUUGGGCUGGCAAGGAAUGUAGAAAAUAUUGCGCUUCUAAGAAAACUACGUGAUGCACUCUGCCUUCUGUGUGAUUUAGUCACUGCUGUUAACGUUGCGCAUAGCAAACAGAAUCUCUUAGAAUUAGUCAGCUGGUUUUUUAGCAUUGUGUCUCACCUGUACAUGACUAUCGUUGUCUUCCUUGACUUGAAGCCGCUCUGGCACGACACCUCGAGAGGGUGCACAGUGCUGAUGUGGUCUGGGGUGAACACGUGGCGCAUUGUCAGCGUGACGUGCAGCAGUGAUGCGGUCAUCCAGCAAGCUGAACGCAUGGGGCAGCUGGUGUACAAGCUGCUGCUUCUGCUUCUGCCCCAGGGUGGAGACAGUGGCUGUCGUGAGGAGCUGCAGCUGUUCUCCCAGCAGCUGUCUCAAAGAAAGCUCAACUACAGCGCUGCCAGGUUCGUCUCCCUGAAUACGUCGCUGCUGAAGGAUUUCGUGGGCGCUGUCACCACAUAUGUCAUAAUUUACGUACAGUUCAGUCUCUCAGAUGCGAAUCAGCAGCAGAACAUUACAGGUGAAUGCCAAUAUUGA
Messenger RNA from Schistocerca piceifrons (Central American locust), 1029 nucleotides. RefSeq lists its product as uncharacterized. The record is from RefSeq and is a predicted model, not a curated record. NCBI's taxonomy places the organism in Eukaryota, Metazoa, Arthropoda, Insecta, Orthoptera, Acrididae. Gene Ontology annotation, biological process: sensory perception of taste. Bases 1 to 1029 code for a protein of 342 amino acids. The transcript has a single exon. Gene Ontology annotation, cellular component: membrane; neuronal cell body; dendrite.